This is a messenger RNA of Parascedosporium putredinis, 867 nucleotides long. The record is from the annotation of a GenBank genome assembly. Lineage: Eukaryota; Fungi; Ascomycota; Sordariomycetes; Microascales; Microascaceae.
AUGCGACCGGCGAAAGCGGCAGCCUUUGCGGCUCUUACCCUCCAGACUUCCCUCGUCGGCGCCCUCCGCGUCGCAAAUGGCUCGCCUUGCUCGAGCAAGUGCGGCAACGACCUGUUCUCCACCGAAGUCGAAAACAUUGUUUGCGACGAGGGCGGCUUCUCCAGCGGCGAUGGAUUAGUGUUUAAGAGCUGCGUGACCUGCGAGUCGAGGAGUUCCUACGUGACGGAGAGCGCGACUGGCAAAGAGACGGACGUGCAAUGGUUGGUUUACAACUUGCGCUACGCGGCGGCCUCUUGUCUGUAUGGGUAUCCCGACGGUCAUGCCGAAUCUAACCCCUGCCUUAUUGGGCCUUCUUGCGAGCCACUCAAACAGGCCGUGAUCCAUGAAAACAUGGCAGCCAAUGUGUCGACGUACGACUACUGUGCCGCAUGGCAGCCUCUUCAGCUUCCAAAGUGUCUUUCCUGCCUGUCCAUCGGCGGUGGAAACCACUUCCUACGAAACUACCUCACCGUUCUCGGCGCAGCCUGUGAACAACAGCCCCUAGCCGGCAAGGUCGUCGGCAUCGAAGGCGACAUCUUCUCCACCGACAUCGUCAACGGCACCGACAUCACCGCCAUCCCUACCCUGUCCCCGGAUUACUUCAAGGAGGGCUCCUUUGGCCUCGGCGCCAAGGUCGGCGUCGCCUUUGGCUCUCUCGCCUUCCUCCUCAUCGUCGCCGGCUUCCUCAUCGUCUGCAUCGGUAAACGCAAGCGCCGCUCGUACCUCCGCCAGCUCGAGUCCCGCAACGGCGGCGGUUUCGGCGGUUUCGGCAACGCGUCUUCCCCACCGGCGGGGCCCACACUCACAAAAGCUGGGCCGGCCACCUAG